AUGAUAAAGCCUACAGUCUCAAAGCUUGUCUUGUUCUUAUCCUUCUUGGUAACAAAGAGCUGAGCGACCCUUACUCUUCCUCAUCUGUCUUUUGCCAUUACGUGCAUUACUCAUAACCUUCUUCAUUGUAGAUGCUCGCAGGAUCACUCGGGUUUGUGCUUUACGUGUGGCAUUCCACCCUAAACCAGGUGGGGCAACUGGUGAUGGAGGCCUCUGAUGAUGUCCACAAAGCAGCCCUAAGAACAGCCCGUGACAGGACCCUGUCUUUGUUUCACCACAUGAAUGCCUCUUCCUCGAGCCUUGCCAAGGUCUUCAGCAACAAUUCCUUUUCUGCCCCCGAUCAGCAGGUGCUCGACUAAAUGUUCUCUCUCUUCUCUCUCUCUCUCUCUCUCUCUCUCCUGAAUGCGAAUAUUUUGCUUGAUAUGACGCAGGUGUCUCGUGCUCUGUUUCUCACGUACAUGGCAUUCUACCCCAUUGUGACCCAAGUAUCGUUCUUUCGAGAAGAUGGCCUCCUCUUCUCAUAUUUUGGCCAAGGAAAUGGCACAACUUCUGCGAUAUUCUCAAACGGAUCAGCUUCUCAUAGUGGCUCCUCAGUGCCCUCUUGCUACUAUUCUCAAGUUGUGGAUCAUGACACUGGAACCCACGUGGGGAACCCAGUUGCUGCAAGUGUGGUUCCCAGUACUACUACAUGGCUCAAUGAUGCCUUCUCUCAUACCUUCAGUUUCAUUUCCUUGGGGUCAAAGUGGAAUGAAGCUAAGGAUCGUCUAAUCCUUGUCACAGCUCCCGUGAAGGUCAGGGGUUUGGAAAAGACUCUUUCUGCAAUCUUAUCUCUCGGCAUUUCUGUACAAGGUCUCGUGGAUAUGAUAGACAUUUUGGGAGCUCAUGGUGGGAGCUUUUUCUUGGUCACGGACGAUGGUCAAGUCCUACAAAAAGGCGGAAUUAUUCCAAAUGGCCUCCUCUCCCUUGACAAUGGAACACUUUCUAUCCACAUAGAGAGCCCAAAAAUGGGUAACUUCGCAAAGGAGUCUGCCGUUUCUUGCAAUGCUGGAAAUGGCUUUGUUGAUGUCACCAUAUUGGAUAUUGGCGGCCAAUCAUUCAAGUUCUAUUGUGCUUCUCUUCACGUUGGAAUAAAUGUGGUGCGUAUAUUUCACUUGAUAGCAGCCAUGCUCGAUGCGUAGUAUUAUGUGUUUCUCAGUUAAUGAUAAUCACUUGAUGUCUUUGAUCUCGGUAUUUGUAAGAUGUGCUAAUUGAUUGCCUUAAAGCCUCUAGGUUACUUGCCUAUUAUUAAGCACUGUUUCAUUACAUGACUAAUUUUUUUUCGAAUGGAUUUAUUUAAGUUGUCUUGCUUCUGGAUUUUUGUGUUUUGUGGAGGUUGCUUAAAUUCAGCAUGUGAACAAUGUCUAUCGUUGUCACUGUCUAUUAACCACAAGUGAUUCAUAUAAUCACUAAAAGAGUCUAAAACCACAUUUUUGAUUGAAUUGCUUAUUUUCCUUACUACAUACAUGCACAUCUGUACAUAACCAAUGCACAGAUCGGCAGACAGAGAAAUAGUUUUUUCAACAGAUGCAUGUAUGGACGAAUACAUGUUUAGAAUCCUUCAGAAAUUUCAGAGGGAAAUGUUUCAUAGCUGUGAUUUAAUUUCAGCUUCAAGAGUGGAAUAUAAGGGUAGAGCCUCAAGGAGAAACAAAACGAAUGUUCUGGUUGUUACUAGGAGAAAAAGACAUAAAAUGGUAAUUAUCAUAGCAGAAUCCAUCCGUCAAAUGCGUAAAUACUGGUUUAUCAGUAUUUUUUUUGAUUUUUUAGUGGAACCGGGUGAUAAUCUUAUUUCAUGGUGUUGUCUUUCAUAUUCUUACGGCAUAUUUCGAAUACCAUUAAAUGCUGCUUUUUCAUAGUUUAUAAUUGAUUUGGUCUCCCUAUUUUAUUUUUUUUGAAUAUUAAAUGGGUACUUGUUGAUAGUAAAGUAUAGACUAAAUUUUAGAUUCCUUCCACUAAAUUUUAGAUUCCUACGUGUCACCAUUCCAUGGUUUUGUUUGGAUUGUCCAUAAACAAUUCUUUUGAUAUUGAAUUAUUAGCUGAUAAAUUACGGUUUGUAAUCAAAAGUUUCUUUAAUUCAGUUGCUAUUACUUGAUAUUGAUCAUAAAUCUUGAACUUGUCUUUUUUUUUUUUUAGGUUUUUGUGCUAGCCUUCCCACAUGUGAGCUUGAUUAGUCAUGCCCACAAGUUCGGCACCAUAUCAUAUUUUCUCUUGUUAUCUGUUCUUUUUAUGGCAGUGGUUACGUGUGUCCUCGUAUUCCAAUGGAUCAUAAAAUAUCAAAGACGAGAUACAUUCCUCCAUUCCUCUCUAAUCAAACAGAAGGAAGCAACUCAACAAGCGGAGAGGAAAAGCAUGAACAAGAGCUUAGCAUUUGCUAGUGCAAGUCAUGAUGUUCGCACUUCUCUUGCUGGUAUUAUAGGUCUAAUAGAGCUUUGCCAAGCAGAGGUCUCCCCGCAUUCUGAACUAGACAAAAAUCUUGACCAAAUGAACGUCUGUGCGUCAAAACUUUAUGGUCAGUAUGGAGAGAGAUUUCUCUUGAUAUUAUUAUAAAUGAUGUGCAUCAUUGUCAUAUUUUACAUGUUUAAGAAAUAAUGAUAUGUUUGAGAAAUUUUAUACUUCAAUUGUAUUAUACUGCCUUCUGGGAUUAUUGUGUCUUUGCAAUUGUGAUUCCCCUCAGAUAAUCAUCCCAGCAAUGCAUCACUGUCGGAUGCUUUUCCUGGGGACAUGGAUUUCUGUUCAUAGUUUUCAUCUUUUAUGUGCAUAAUGAGAUGUAAAUUGAGCUGUACUUAUUCAACUUGGUAGUAUAUAUAAAAUCAACCCCAUUUAUAUCCAACUUGUGGAUUCAACUUAACUAUAGUCUCUCAUUCGGAUGAUUGUUUCUCUGAAAAUGUUGACUCCCCUCCAACAAUUGCCUUCUUCAUGCGUUUUUGUUUUCAGGGAUAUUGAAUUCUGUGCUUGAUAUGAGUAAAGUGGAGGCUGGAAAGAUGCAGUUAGAAGAGGCAGAAUUCGACAUAGCAAAAGUGAUCGAAGAGUCCGUUGAUAUUUUUCAUAUUGUUGCUCUGAAAAAGGGUCUGGAGGUGAUCUGGGAUCCUUGUGACGGCUCUGUUCUGAGUUCAUCCCGUGUUAAGGGAGAUUCCGGACGGCUCAAGCAGAUUCUCGACAACCUACUAAGUAAUGCCGUCAAGUUCACACUUGAAGGGCAUGUUUUGGUUCGAGCCUGGGCCCGGCGGCUAAACUUGGAAGCUCUCACAAACCCACAUGCUUACGACUGCAAUUUCUCUACCGUCCCGAGUCUUCUGUCUUGCUUUUCUGUCAAGAACCAAGAUGUCUUUGGCCACUGCAGCUCCAUCUAUUCCGCUGAUUUUGACCCGAACGCCAUUGAGUUCGUAUUCGAGGUAGAUGAUACGGGUGUAGGAAUACCAAGGGAUAAGAGGGAGUCUAUAUUUGAGAACUUUGUUCAAGUCAAGGAGUCGAUGAAUGGACAGGGGGGUACAGGCCUAGGCCUUGGUAUAGUUCAAUCCUAUGUAAGUACAUGAUCUUAUGAAGUUCAUGUUUCGUGAUUACUGCGUAAAUCUUCUGACCCAUUUCGUAUUAUUUUUUUAUUUUUAUUGUUUGAUUCCUAGGUGCGAUUGAUGGGUGGAGAGAUUAACAUCAUAGAUAAAGGAUUGGAUGAGAAAGGGACCUGUUUCAGGUUCAACGUCUUUCUCAAGUCCACCGCGGCCGCUGCCGCCGAGGGGGGAGUCGAGUUUCUCUCUCCUGAGGACCAAGUACCAGCAGACCUACCCAGCUCAAGCGCUUCUGCCUCGGCCUUCCAACGCAGGCACCACCACAGGGUUGUCCAGUCCGGCAGCAGAGCCAUGAGGGGCUUGAAACACGAAGCCACGCAUGGCGUUCUUCUGAUCCAGGGUGAGGAAACGAGGAAGAUCUUAGCAAGAUGGCUGGAGGGUCUCGGAGUUAGAGUGUGGGUCGUCGAUCACUGGGAACUUCUGACCCCAACACUGGAGAAGAUAAAGCAGAAGCCUUCUCUUAGCCACCUGAGCAUCUUCGAAAGGUCUCACGCAGCAGUAGCACCUGGAAUAGGAUCAGAUCCGUCGGCCGCCGAUAAUGCAAGCGAAAUCCAACCAGAUCCUCUUCUGCCACUGAAAGCUCCCGCUGCCAUUCAUGACCCUCACACAAAGAUGACGAGCUUCUCAGGCACAUCAGCAGCUCGUAUCUUGAUUAUCGUCGAUAUGGGUUUUGAAUUCUACCGGAAUUCACAUCUUUCACUGAACAGUCUGCUGAAGAGCAUCAAUCAUAAUGAAUGUAGGGUCGUCUGGCUGGCCAAUUCAAACACUCCCACCGCAGAGAUAGCAAUCCUGAAGAACAAGGAGGUCCCAUGUGAUUUGCUGCUGCACAAGCCCCUGCAUGGCUCUCGUCUUCAGGCUAUUCUGGACCUUCUUCAGGGGUUUGGCGAACCCAUGGAUCCGAUCUUGCCAGAGGUAGGCCGGGGCGUUGUACUGAUCCAUGCAUCCGAUCAAACUCGAUUCUUUUCUCGAUUCACCAACAGCUUCUCUUUCUUUCUCCGGCCAGAAAGGCGAUCCGGAUCUUCCUUUCCACAGGGAUGAUAAGCCGCUGUCUGGGCUGAGAGUCCUGAUUGCCGAAGAUAAUCCCGUGCUGCGUCGCCUGACUUCGGCCACUCUCUCCCGGCUUGGUGCGACUGCUGAAUCAUGCGAGAAUGGGAGAGAGGCCGUCGAGCUAGUUCGAAGGACCAUGCGAGGAGAAUGGUUCCGAGAAGAUGGGGGAGUCGAGAAGCAACGCCAGCAGAGCGGGUGGUUCCUGCGACGUCCUCCGUUUGACAUUAUCUUCAUGGACUGCGAGGUAAUUGUGGUCUCUUAUUCGUCCGUCUGAUUUACUUAAAUAUAAUAUUUUUAUGAAAUUGAGAAAUUGUUGCAAUCAGCAUAGAAUGCUUAUAGCUUUAAGAUUAAUAAUGAAGGGGAUUAUUUCGAUAUAUAUAUAUAUAGUUAUAUUUAUUUAUUAGCUGCCAUUGAUUUCUUGCGCUCUGCAUGUCCCAGAUGCCGAUCAUGGAUGGAUACCAGGCCACAAAGCAAAUCCGAGACGAGGAAAAGCAGCAUGGGUUCCACAUUCCAAUCGUAGCUCUUACGGCUCACGCUCUGGGAGAAGAGGGAGUGGACUUUCGUCAAGCAGGAAUGGACUUCCACUUGAUGAAACCGCUGCAGCCUGCACUGUUGAUGGAUGCAGUUCGUCAGAUUAAUAAAAUCUAA
This is a messenger RNA of Spirodela intermedia, 5294 nucleotides long. The record is from the annotation of a GenBank genome assembly. Lineage: Eukaryota; Viridiplantae; Streptophyta; Magnoliopsida; Alismatales; Araceae.